Messenger RNA from Limulus polyphemus (Atlantic horseshoe crab), 722 nucleotides. It is a transcript of the gene mRpL17, whose product is annotated as 39S ribosomal protein L17, mitochondrial-like. Bases 36 to 599 code for a protein of 187 amino acids. Gene Ontology annotation, cellular component: ribosome; mitochondrial large ribosomal subunit. Lineage: Eukaryota; Metazoa; Arthropoda; Merostomata; Xiphosura; Limulidae. The transcript has 3 exons. The record is from RefSeq and is a predicted model, not a curated record. Gene Ontology annotation, molecular function: structural constituent of ribosome. Gene Ontology annotation, biological process: translation.
CUGUUUUUUCAUUUGUUUAGUUGAUUACGGAGGCAAUGACAAAUGGAAACCGGCAUCAGCCUACAAUGGAAUUGGCAGAUUUUUGGUUGGAGGAGAAACAACUGAUCCAUAAACUGUUCAAGGUUUUAGUGCCACGCUAUCGAAACAAUUACGGAAGUUUUACUGCCUUGCACAUGCUUCCAACAGACGUCUCUGCCACGCUGUCAAAAACAGACACAGAUAUUUAUCCCCGAGCUUUGCUGGAAUUGAAAGGAAAUCCUUUUCCUCCCAUUCCCACAAAGAAAGAAAUCAAUAAAAAUAGCUUAACUAAUAUUCUUCUUGAGGAAGUAAUGAAAGAAAUCAGAUAUGCUAAAGUAGAAAAAAGGAAGGGCCAGCCAACAUCUGAAGAACCUUUUCACCAAAUAGUUUCAUCUGUAAUCCAGCAGGAAGAGAAAAGUCCUGACAGUCCAGAUAAUGGAACUUCACACACUUUAUCUUCCAAGCAGGAUGUAGAUUCUGACCACUCAAAUGACAAGAAGUCUGACAUUUUAUCACAGCUGGAACAGUUGUCCCUAGAAUCUAAAGUAGAAAGUAAAAAUGUAGGAACACAGAAUGUAUAAACUAAUGAUUAUAUAAGUUUGGUUGUCUUCUUCACUUAUAUUGUACAAGUAGUGAGUGUAUGAAAAAUGUAUUUUCUGUAAAUUUAAGAUGAAAGUAAAGUUUGUAGUUACAGGAAACAACUU